This is a messenger RNA of Aspergillus aculeatus ATCC 16872, 1208 nucleotides long. RefSeq names its product Ran family GTP-binding nuclear protein. Lineage: Eukaryota; Fungi; Ascomycota; Eurotiomycetes; Eurotiales; Aspergillaceae. The coding region runs from base 138 to 785 and encodes 215 amino acids. Gene Ontology annotation, molecular function: GTP binding; GTPase activity. The transcript has 5 exons. The record is from RefSeq and is a predicted model, not a curated record. Gene Ontology annotation, biological process: protein import into nucleus; ribosomal subunit export from nucleus. Gene Ontology annotation, cellular component: nucleus; cytoplasm.
CUCUUCUUGUUCCUCCUCCACUCCCGUUCUUUCGAACGUCUUUUCUCUCCCAUCAGCUGUCGCAUCGGCUUGACGACUUCUCCAUUUUCGCACUCAUUUUGCUUCAACUUUACUAAAUCUCUCACAUACCCUUCACCAUGGCUGACCAGCAAGUACCAACCUUCAAGCUCGUCCUUGUCGGUGAUGGUGGUACCGGAAAGACCACCUUCGUCAAGCGCCACUUGACUGGCGAGUUCGAGAAGAAGUACAUCGCGACCCUCGGUGUCGAAGUGCACCCUCUCCAAUUCCACACCAACUUGGGACACAUCCAGUUCGACGUAUGGGACACUGCUGGUCAGGAGAAGUUCGGCGGUCUCCGCGACGGUUACUACAUCAACGGACAGUGCGGUAUCAUCAUGUUCGAUGUUACCUCCCGUAUCACCUACAAGAACGUCCCCAACUGGCACCGUGAUCUCGUCCGUGUCUGCGAGGGUAUCCCCAUCGUUCUCUGCGGUAACAAGGUCGAUGUCAAGGAGCGCAAGGUCAAGGCCAAGACCAUCACCUUCCACCGCAAGAAGAACCUCCAGUACUACGACAUCUCCGCCAAGUCCAACUACAACUUCGAGAAGCCCUUCCUCUGGCUCGCUCGCAAGUUGGUCGGCAACCCCCAGCUGGAAUUCGUCGCCGCUCCCGCCCUCGCUCCCCCCGAGGUCGCUGUCAACCCCGAACUCAUGAAACAGUACCAGCAGGAGAUGGAGGCGGCCUCUGCCAUGCCCCUGCCCGAUGAGGAUGACGCCGACUUGUAAGCGUGCGGUCCAUGAUAAAGCUCGGGGGCUCUCCCCGGUAGAUUUAUUCUCAUGGCUGUCGUGCUCGCUCCCCGGGCAUCGCCCGGGGUGCGGCGCGGUACCGUUUGCGAAAUCUGGGAAUCACGAAUGCCACGAUCGAUCAGCAGUCAGGAGGCGGAGCAAAAUUGGGCCGCGAGGAAGACAGGUCGGAGCAUGAUUAUGCAUUUGCAAUAUUUACCACUACUAGUCUAGACUCCUUAUUAUCUCUUUCAACACACAGUUCAAGUUUAACCACUUUGCCACACGGAUGACGGGCCUGCAGCAGCAAGGGAGCAAAAACCAAAAGCUUUUUAAAUACGCGAAGUCGCACAUAAUAGGUACAAAAGUAUGACUGGAUUUUUCUUCUUGGGCGUGGAGGAGGUAUCAUUGAGUAGACAUUCGAGC